Molecule: messenger RNA, 1641 nt
Organism: Euleptes europaea (tarantolino)
Lineage: Eukaryota; Metazoa; Chordata; Lepidosauria; Squamata; Sphaerodactylidae
Gene: GLCCI1
Product: glucocorticoid induced 1
Exons: 8
Coding region: 7-1641 (544 amino acids)
Cellular component (GO): cytoplasm
Source: RefSeq, a predicted model, not a curated record
GCCGCCAUGUCCGGCUCCUCCUCGCAGACCCCUCCUCACCACCAGCCCCCGCAGAGGAUGCGCCGCGGCGCCACCGCGUCCCCCACCGGCGCCGGAGCCCCCGUCGGGAGCAACGGCGGCGUAGGGAGCGGCAGCGCCCCCAGCGGCGGCGCCGGGCCUAGCCGCCUCCUCCAGCCCAUCCGCGCCACCGUCCCUUUCCAGCUCCUGAGGGGCGGCCCGCACAGCCCGACCCGCUCGGCCUCCGCCUCGGUGGGCAGCAACACCGGCCGGGGGGGCGGCGGCGGCGGCAGCCCGCCCCCCGCCAGCCCCACCCCGCCCCUGGGGGCCGCCGCGGCCGCCGCCUCCCCGGAGCCGGGGCGGGGGAAGGGCAGGCCGAGGCGCUCGCCCGACAGCAACGGCCGGCGGAGGAGCACCUCGCCUGAGAGGAGGAGCCCCAGCUCGCCCGUGUAUAGAGUGGACCGGCCCAAAGCCCAGCAGAUUAGAACCUCUAGCACAAUAAGACGAACUUCUUCUUUGGACACAAUAACAGGACCUUACCUCACAGGACAGUGGCCUCGAGAUCCCCACAUACAUUAUCCUUCAUGCAUGAAGGAUAAAUCUACUCAGACACCUAGCUGUUGGGCAGAAGAGAUAUUAGAAAAGAGAUCUCAUCAGCGUUCAGCUUCAUGGGGGAGCGCUGAUCAACUAAAAGAAAUUGCCAAAUUGAGGCAGCAGCUCCAGCGCAGUAAACAGAGUAGUCGUCACAAUAAAGAAAAAGAACGUCAGUCACCUCUCCAUGGCAACCAUAUAGCAAUCAAUCAGACUCAGGCUUCUAUAUCAAGAUCAGUCCCUAUGCCACUGUCAAAUGUUUCAGUGCCAAAAUCAACUGUUUCACGUGUGCCGUGCAAUGUAGAAGGAAUAAGCCCUGAAUUAGAAAAAGUGUUCAUCAGAGAGAACAGUGGAAAGGAAGAGGUGUCCAAGCCUUUGGAUAUUCCUGAUGGUCGAAGAGCACCCCUACCUGCUCACUACCGCAGUAGCAGCACACGCAGCAUCGAUACACAGACACCUUCUGUCCAAGAGCGCAGUAGCAGCUGCAGCAGCCAUUCUCCAUGUGUCUCUCCCUUUUGCCCUCCUGAAUCCCAAGAUGGGAGUCCUUGCUCCACCGAAGACACACUGUAUGACCGUGACAAAGACAGUGGGAGUAGCUCACCGUUGCCCAAGUAUGCUUCGUCUCCCAAACCCAACAACAGCUACAUGUUCAAACGAGAGCCCCCAGAGGGAUGUGAGCGAGUGAAGGUCUUUGAGGAAAUGUCGACUCGUCAGCCUGUCUCAGCCCCUCUCUUUUCAUGCCCUGACAAAAACAAGGUUAAUUUCAUCCCGACCGGAUCAGCUUUCUGUCCUGUAAAACUGCUGGGCCCGUUGCUCCCUGCCUCUGACCUGACUCUGAAGAGCUCUCCGAACUCUGGUCAAAGCACACCCCUGAGCGCUCUGACUGUCGAGCAGCUUUCCUCUCGGGUCUCUUUCUCCUCCCUGUCAGACGACACCAGCACAAUGGACUCUACCGAGGUCUUAGUACCACAGCCAUCCCAGCAGCCGCCACAGCUUUUGCAGGAAGCGCAGUCCGAAGAACACUCCUCCCCUCCGAACUACGUGAUAAUCUAG